AAGUGGCUCAUAUGAUCAAAAACAAGCACAAGUGGCUAUCUCAGGAGCCAAUAAAGGACUUUCGGCUUAUGCAACCGGAACCAUUAGGCGCGGGGGUGCGUAAAAAUCUCCCAGCAGGCAUGCCAGACGCAUAAACCGAGGAAGACGCCCAAGUGAGCAAGUUUGGAAACGUGAAGUCGACAGUAGAUUUUACACCGCGCCGCCCACAGCCGGUCACUUAGCCGGAGUCGGAUCGCCCUCCAUCGGAGUUGUUUGGAGCUCAGACAGAUAGUCCGUGCGUAAAAUCUACCAACCAGACGCAGCAGUGGUGCCAUGACAUGCAGGACACCGCGCGCCAACUCCACGGAAAAGCCUCCUCGUCCGCACGGAUGUAGAGCACCGGAACAAUCAUUUCCUUCAAAACUGACCGUAAUCUGAAGUAGAGGAUGGUGGGUUCGUCCAUCCCUCUCCAUCGGUUCAGCUGCGCCGAAGAACGAUGCUGAGAAAAUCAGCGGUGGGAUUUUCUCCGACAGCUACAACACUGACAAAGAUUCUUUGGACUCCAACCUCGAGAUUUUAAAGCAGCCCAUCAAUCAUGGAGAGCCUCAGCGAGCUUCAAAACCCCCUGCUGGACAAAACCAGCAUGCAUGCGGUUCAAAAUGACUACCAGGGCUACCAGUGUGACUACUCAAACCAGCCAUACCAGGACAGCCUGAUCGAUUAUUACUACACUGGGACCAGCGGGAAGCACAAGACUCCCCAAUUCUUGGAUGCCACCUCUCUCCAUCUGGCUGUGGAGGCUUUUUACAGGCCCAACUUCUUUCUGUUCAAGGACGACGUCAGCCUUCACAGCAAGGACUCUAAAAAUGAGAGCUUUGAGACCACUUUCACAGAGAGUAAAGAUACUGUUUCAUAUGGAGUUUCCUCAGAAAACACUGUGGACAUCAGCCUGCAGGGAGAGAAAGACCUGAAGAUCCAGACGGUGUCAUACGAGGUGGAGGAGGAGCAGUGUCCUGAAUAUGAGGUCUGGAAUCACACCAAAGACGAUCCUCUUUGCAUCCUUACAAAGAGUGACAGCUCCAGUGAUAGUGAAAGUGAGGACAACUUCAUCGUGCUUCCCCCUCGGGACUACUUGGGCCUGGCCAUCUUCUCUAUGCUCUGCUGCUUCUGGCCACUGGGCAUCAUUGCCUUUUACUACUCUCACAAGACAGGCAAGGCCAUUGCUAAGGGAGACUUCUCCAGAGCGGGGAUGAGCUCCAGAAGAGCCCUGUUCCUGGCCGCCCUGUCCAUUACGGUUGGAACAGGGAUGUACGUGGGGGUGGUUGUUGCCCUCAUAGCCUACCUGUCCAAACCUGGACAUGUAUAGCACUGGGCCCAACUGCUGGCGGGGUGAGAUUAGUAGGAGGAGGCGGCAUAAGAGGAGGGGAAAAGCUGGGCAGAUCUCUGUUGCCUCUAAUAAACCUGUGUGAUGAAGAAAAGAAAAACUGUAUAGAGAAAUAUGUCUGAACCAGAGAGAGCAGAGGAUGGAAAUACUCCAUGUGUGGAUGGAGCAUUACUUCAACCACAUAUUGAUCCAAACUGAGUCUUUAUUUCUGGUAUGCAGCAUUUCCACCAAAGGAAUAAGAACAAUAAACACUGUUUGAAAAAGAAAACUGAACUCAGAAAAAACAACCCCUCUUUAUCCUCUUAGACUU
Molecule: messenger RNA, 1673 nt
Organism: Gambusia affinis (western mosquitofish)
Lineage: Eukaryota; Metazoa; Chordata; Actinopteri; Cyprinodontiformes; Poeciliidae
Product: synapse differentiation-inducing gene protein 1-like
Exons: 4
Coding region: 575-1345 (256 amino acids)
Cellular component (GO): membrane; intracellular membrane-bounded organelle
Source: RefSeq, a predicted model, not a curated record